AUGACACAAGUCAACUGGUCCCAAGUGGGGGACACCUGGUCCGGAGACACCUGGUCCGGAGCCAGGGCCCGGUGGAGCAGAAAAACACUGGGCUUUUUGUUCUGCUCCAGGGGGCCCCUUCACACCUGCAGGGGCCGCGGUGUAAUGAAGGAGAAAGCGGCACAUCUGGAGGAGAGAGAAGUUGAGAUCUCCUCCCUCCUCGUCUCCUUCCUCCCUGGCUCCUCCCUCCUCAUCUUCUACUUCCUCAUCUCCUACUUCCUCAUCUCCUACUUCCUCAUCUCCUCCCUCCUCAUCUCCUCCCUCCUCAUCUCCUCCCUCCUCAUCUCCUCCAUCCUCAUUUCCUCCUUCCUCAUCUCCUACCUCCUCGUCUCCUCCCUCCUCAUCUCCUACUUCCUCAUCACCUACUUCCUCAUCUCCUCCCUCCUCAUCUCCUACCUCCUCAUCUCCUCCAUCCUCAUUUCCUCCUUCCUCAUCUCCUCCCUCCUCAUGUCCUCCAUCCUCGUCUCCUCCCUCCUCAUCUCCUCCAUCCUCAUUUCCUCCUUCCUCAUCUCCUCCCUCCUCAUCUCCUACCUCCUCAUCUCCUCCAUCCUCAUUUCCUCCUUCCUCAUCUCCUCCCUCCUCAUGUCCUCCAUCCUCGUCUCCUCCCUCCUCAUCUCCUACUUCCUCAUCACCUACUUCCUCAUCUCCCUCCUCAUCUCCUCCCUCCUCAUCUCCUCCAUCCUCAUCUCCUCUCGUAAUCUCCUACUUCUUCGUCUAUCUCCUCCCUCCUCGCCUCCUUCUGUCUCCUGCCUUGGCUCCUUGGCCCCUUGUUUUUCCACUGCUCCCUCCUCGCCUCCUUCCCUGUGGUCGGUGGAUGUGUCUCGCCUCCUGCUCAGGCCCAGGGCCCGUCACUCGCUCCUGUCUCCACAAGACGAGCCGUAG
Molecule: messenger RNA, 921 nt
Organism: Knipowitschia caucasica
Lineage: Eukaryota; Metazoa; Chordata; Actinopteri; Gobiiformes; Gobiidae
Source: the annotation of a GenBank genome assembly